This is a messenger RNA of Rosa rugosa (rugosa rose), 681 nucleotides long. RefSeq names its product CCA tRNA nucleotidyltransferase, mitochondrial-like. The transcript is spliced from 6 exons. Gene Ontology annotation, molecular function: RNA binding; ATP:3'-cytidine-cytidine-tRNA adenylyltransferase activity. NCBI's taxonomy places the organism in Eukaryota, Viridiplantae, Streptophyta, Magnoliopsida, Rosales, Rosaceae. Gene Ontology annotation, biological process: tRNA 3'-terminal CCA addition. The record is from RefSeq and is a predicted model, not a curated record. Bases 1 to 681 code for a protein of 226 amino acids.
AUGUCUCCGCCCAGAGUACAAGUGAAUGAACACAUAGACCUCAAUGAAACCGAGACCAAGAUCUUCGAUAUCCUUCUCAAAACACUUUGCCAUAAUGGCCUUGAGAACCUGCAGCUUCAUGUUGCUGAUGGAUGGGUCCGUGAUAAGCUUCUGGGAAAAGACUAUGGGGACAUUGAUAUUGCAGUUGAAGACAUGAGGGGAAUCAAAUUUGCUGAGAAGGUGAAAGACUACUUGUACUCUGUUGGGAAGGAGCAAGCAAUCACUUAUUUUCCAGGAAAAGAGAAGGAUGCAUGUAGAAGAGAUAUAACCAUUAACAGCUUGUUGUGCAAUAUCAAUUCAAAAUCAGUUGAAGAUCAUACUGGAAGAGGAACUGCAGAUCUAAAAGAAGGAAGAAUAGCAACUACUACACCACCUGAGCUUUCACUUGUGGAGGAUCCUAAACGAGUUCUUCGUGCUAUCCGUUAUGGGGCCAAGUUUGGGUUUUUUCUCGACGAUGAUAUAAAGAAAGCUGCUGCAAGUGAUGAAGUGAAAGCUGCUCUGAUGUCGAAAGUUAGCAGAGAUAGGAUCAAUGUUGAAGUAAGUUCCUGUCAUCCUCAAAAGAAAAUAGACCUUAUUAUUUUCUAUACCUCAACUGGUCGUAGGCUAAAUUAUUUGAAUGUCGAGGAUACUGUUGUAGUCUGA